GCGGCCGGCUCACCUAAACUCUCGGAUCCCGGCGGGCCUCGAGCGCGUGGGCCGGGGCGGGCGACACUCUUCGGCCAUCUCGCCCGGCGCGGAACUCGGGGUGGAGGAGGCGGCGGGCCCAGGAGCUCCCCGAGCCAACUUCUGCCGGGCCGAACCACGAGCUAGCGCGACUGAACCCCAAGAACCGGGAACCCGCGGCCUGGUCUCCGAGUGCGCCCUCGGAGCAACCACCCAGGCCUCCCCGUAUCCCGUGCUGGGGCUGCAGCCGUCCGAUGGGCCAGUGACCCACGCAGCCCAGGUCGUCUUCCUUUUUUUUUUUUUUUAAAUUUAUUUUAUUUAUUUAUUAAUUUAUUUUUGGCUGUAUUGGGCCUUCGUUGUUGCGCGCGGGCUUUUCUCUGGUUGCGGCGAGCGGGGGCUACUCUGCGGUGCGCGGUCUUCUCACUGCGGUGGCUUCUCUUGUUGCGGAGCAGGGUCUCUAGGCGCGCGGGCUUCAGUAGUUGCAGCACACGGGCUCAGUAGUUGUAGCUCGCGGCCUCAGUAGUUGUGGUGCGCGGGCUUAGUUGCUCCGCGGCAUGUGGGAUCUUCCCGGACCAGGGCCCGAACCCGUGUCCCCUGCAUUGGCAGGCGGAUUCUUAACCACUGCGCCAUCAGGGAAGCCCCCAGGUCGUCUUUCUAAUAAAUCCUCCUGACGGCAAAAACAGUGCUUGGUGAGUGCCAGGUACUGAGCUACGAGCUUUACCUGGGUGAUCUCGUUUAAUCCCCAGUGAUACUGUCAUAUAGGUGGUUUUCUUACCGUUUACGGAAUGGUAAGCUGAGAUGAAGUAACUAGCCCUGGACAGCACAGGAAUGACAGCAAAGAAAUUGGAAUCCAAGUGGUCAUUUUCCAGAGCCCAUCACUUUUUUUUUUUAAUCUUUCUUUCUAGUUUUUCAGUUUUUCUAAAAUCAGCAAAGUGGUUCAGUCAUACAUGUAUAUACGUUCUUUUUUUAUCUUCUUUUCUGUUACGGGUUUAUCACAGGAAAUUGUAUAUAUAAUGCCCUGUGCUCUACAGUAGGACCUUGUUGUUUAUCCGUCCUGUGUAUAAUAGUUUGCUUCUGCUGACCCCAAACUCCCAGUCCUUCCCUCCCCCCCCCACAGUCACAAGUCUGUUUUCUAUGUCUGUGACUCUUUCUGUUUUCUAGAUAAGUUCAUUUGUGUCUCUUCUUUUUUUUUUUUUCGGCCACACGUGGCUUCUGGGAUCUUAGUUCCCUGACCAGGGAUUGAACCCAGGCCCCAGCAGUGAAAGCACCGAGUCUUAACCACUGGACCGCCAGGGAAGUCCCAUUUGUGUCGUAUUUUAGAUGCCACAUAUAAGUGAUAUCACACGGUAUUUGUCUUUCUCUUUCUGACUUAGUUUACUUAGUAUGACAAUCUCUAGGUCCAUCCAAGUUGCUGCAAAUGGCAUUAUUUCAUUCUUUUUUUUAAAUUUUAAUAAUACAUUUUAUUUAACCCAAUAUUUCUAAAAUAUUACUAUUUCACCAUGUAAUAAUCAGUGUAAAAUUAUUAAUGAGGUAUUUUACAUUUUUUACACAAAGUCUUUGAAAUCCAGUGUGUAUUUUAUACUUAAAGCGCAGCUUAAUUCAGCCUGGCCACAGUUGAAGUGCUCAAUAGCUACAUGUGGCUAGUGGCUACCAUUCUGGUCAGCAGUUAAUUUAAGGUGUGAAUUCUAUACACAGUUAUAAUCUCAGACAAGUAGAGGUAUUUCCAACUGUACCCAUGGACAAAUUGAUAGUGAAUUCAUGUUUGGAAUAUUAAUUGUAUAGCAUUUGGACAUGGAAAAUUUAUUCUUGAAUUAUGAAUAAGUGGUUUAAGUGAACCCGAUUAUUGCGUAUUAUUACAUGCAGCUACUGAAAUAGGCACUUCCACAUAUUACCACAUUUAAUCCUUUCAAAAAACACCUGGUAGGGCUUCCCUGGUGACGCAGUGGUUGAGAGUCCGCCUGCCGGUGCAGGGGACGUGGGUUCAUGCCCCGGUCCGGGAGGAUCCCACAUGCCGUGGAGCGGCUGGGCCCGUGAGCCAUGGCCGCUGAGCAUGUGCGUCCGGAUCCUGUGCUCCGCAACGGGAGAGGCCACGGCAGUGAGAGGCCCGCGUACAGCAAAAAAAAAAAAAAACACCUGGUAAAGGACCGUUAUCGAGAUUGAAACAGUAGACCUGUGCCCAAUAUCCACUUCACCCUUCUUCUAGUUUGCCUUUCUGAAAGGCAGAGAGUGGAACGCUGAAUACCAUGGUUUCCAGACUCCCAUGAAACUAGGGUUCUCAGUGUGAUUUACAUUCAGCCAGUCACAUACACAUACGUGAGAUUUGAAGGCUGGAAGUGAGGCAGAGACUGCAUUGGGGGGGGCGCAUUUUUGCCAUUUCUACAGGCACAGGAACCGAUUUUUUGGCAGCAGAAUUAAAGAGACAUGCCAUUGUCCAGUUUCUACCUGUGGAUGUUGAGAAGCAGGGUCCUGGGCAUCCGUGUUGCUGGGGCAGAUCAGAGCAAAUACAGCAUGGCCCUGGAGUCAGUGGCAAUAGUGGCAGUGUCUUUCUAAUUAAGUGGACUUUUGAAAGUUGUGGUUUCCCAAAGAUAGCCAUAAAUUCUGUGCAUCCUAGAACAUUCUGCAUCCUAAUGGGGUCCUCUGGUGGUCUUUGAGCAGUUGUCUUCCAGUUCCAGUCCCAUCCUUCCAAACUCUGGGGUGCUGGAGCUGGGGCUGCUCACUGCAUCUCCGCUUUGCCAUCUGGCGCCCGCAUAGGUUCUACCAAUAGGAGGUAAUAGAGGCUUGUCUUGGGUGUCCACAAGAUGAGUAGAUCUCCACACCUGCCCACCAGGAUCUGGAAAGUUUAUAUAGAGGCCUUAACGGGUUUAUUCGCAUAUGUAGUCCAAAUGGUCUCAGUAACACAUUGCUCUCUCCAGGCAGCAUCCUUGAAAAUGUAUUUCAUUCUUUUUUAUGGCUGAGUAAUAGUCCAUUGUAUAUACGUACCACAUCUUUAUCCAUUCAUCUGUCAAUGGAUAUUUAGGUUGCUUCCAUAUCUUGGCUAGUGUAAAUAGUGCUGCUAUGAACAUGGGGGAGGAGGUGUGUGUAUCCUUUUUAAUUAUAGUUUUGCCUGGAUAUAUGCCCAGGAGUGGGAUUGCUGGAUCAUAUGGUAGUUCUAUUUAGUUUUCUGAGGAACCUCCAUACUGUUCUGCGUAGUGGCUAAGCCAACUUACAUUCUUACUAACAGUGUAGGACGUUUCCCUUUUUUCCAUACCCUCUCUAGCAUUUGUUAUUGAUGGCCAUUCUGACGGGUGUGAGGUGGUACCUUGUUGUAGUUUUGAUUUGCAUUUCUCUAAUAAUUAUCGAUGUUGAGCAUCUUUACAUGUGCCUGUUGGCCAUUUGUUUUCUUCUUUGGAGUAACGUCUAUUUAGGUCUUCUGUCCUUUUUGUUUGUUUGUUUGUUUUUUGCGGUACGCGGGCCUCUCACUGUUGUGGCCUCUCCCGUUGCGGAGCACAGGCUCCGGACGCGCAGGCUCAGCGACCAUGGCUCACGGGCCCAGCCACUCUGCGGCAUGUGGGAUCUUCCCGGACCGGGGCACGCACCCGUGUCCCCUGCAUCGGCAGGCGGACUCUCAACCACUGCGCCACUAGGGAAGCUCUCUGUCCUUUUUUCAGUUGGGUUGUUUGGUUUUUUGUUGUUGAGUUGUAUGAGCUGUUUGUAUAUUUUGCAAAUUAAGCCCUGUCGGUCACAUCGUUUGCAAAUGUUUUCAGCCAGUCCGUAGGUUGUCUUUUCGUUUUGUUUACGGUUUCCUUUGCUGUGUAAAAGCUUGUAAGUUUGAUUAGGUUCUAUUUGUUUAUUUUUGCUUUAUUUCUGUUGCCUUGGGAGACUGACCUAAGAAAACACUGGUGCCAUUUAUGUCAGAGAAUGUUUUGCCUGUGAUCUCUUCUAGGAGGUUUAGAGUGUCAUGUCUUCUGUUUAAGGCUUUAAGCCAUUUUGAGUUUAUUUCUGUGUAUGGUGUGAGGGUGUGUUCUAACUUCAUUGAUUUACAUGCAGCUGCCCAGCUUUCCCAGCACUGCUUGCUGAAGAGACUGUCUUUUUCCUAUUGUAUAUUCUUGCCUCUUUUGUCGAAGAUUAAUUGACCAUAGGUGUGUGGGUUUAUUUCUGGCAGAGCCCAUCCCUCUUAACAAAGAUUUGUACUGAAGCGCUCAAAAGUGGCAAGGCACAAGUGUGCAGAAACAGCAUAGCAUCAAACCACAGUUUGCUGAGUCCUGACACAGUUUGAAUUCUUCGUCUUUUUUGCAGUGUUUUAACUCAAAUGGGUGAUGAAAAGGACUCUUGGAAAGUGAAAACUUUAGAUGAAAUUCUUCAGGAAAAGAAACGACGGAAGGAACAAGAGGAGAAAGCAGAGAUAAAACGCUUAAAAAAUAACAACGCUUCUUCGGUGAAGUUCUUUUGUACUUCCAAAUGUCGCAGUCUGAUGACCGGGAUUCCAAGCGGGAUUCCCUGGAGGAGGGGGAGCUGAGGGACCACCGCAUGGAGAUAACGAUAAGGAACUCGCCGUAUAGAAGAGAGGGCUCCAUGGAGGACAGAGGAGAGGAAGAUGAUUCUUUGGCUAUCAAACCACCCCAGCAAAUGUCUCGGAAAGAAAAAGCUCAUCACAGGAAAGAUGAAAAGAGAAAAGAGAAACGUAGGCAUCGUAGUCAUUCCACAGAAGGGGGGAAGCAUGCCAGAGUGAAGGAGAAGGAGAGAGAGCACGAGCGCCGUAAACGGCACCGAGAAGAGCAGGAUAAGGCCCGGCGGGAGUGGGAGCGACAGAAGCGGAGGGAGCUGGCGCGGGAGCACUCCCGGAGGGAGAGGGACCGUCUCGAGCAGCUAGAAAGGAAGCGAGAACGGGAGCGCAAGAUGCGGGAGCAGCAGAAGGAGCAGAGGGAGCAGAAGGAGCGGGAGCGGCGGGCCGAGGAGCGACGCAAGGAGCGGGAGGCCCGGCGGGAAGUGUCUGCACAUCACCGGACAGCGAGAGAGGACUAUGGCGACAAGGUGAAACCCAGCCACUGGAGUCGGAGCCCACUCCGGCCGCCUCGAGAGAGGUUUGAGCUCGGGGACAGCCGAAAGCCAGUAAAAGAAGAGAAAGUGGAAGAGAGAGACCUGCUGUCCGACCUGCAGGACAUCAGCGGCAGCGAGAGGAGGACCAGCUCAGCGGAGUCCUCGUCAGCGGAGUCAGGGUCCGGUUCCGAGGAGGAGGAGGAAGAGGAGGAGGAGGAGGAGGAGGAGGAGGAGGAGGGGAGCAGCAGCGAAGAGUCGGAGGGGGAGGAGGAGGAGGAGGAGGAGGAGACCGGAAGCAACUCCGAGGACGCAUCCGGACAGUCAGCCGAGGAAGUGAGUGAAGAAGAAAUGAGUGAAGAGGAGGAGCGAGAGAAUGAAAACCACGUCUUGGUUGUUCCAGAGUCACGAUUUGACCGCGAUUCUGGAGAGAGCGAAGAGGGGGAAGAGGAGGUGGGCGAGGGCACCCCCCAGAGCAGCGCCCUCACCGAGGGGGACUUCGUGCCCGACUCCCCAGCCCUGUCACCCAUCGAGCUCAAACAGGAGCUGCCCAAGUACCUGCCAGCCCUGCAGGGCUGUCGGAGUGUGGAGGAAUUCCAGUGCCUGAACAGGAUUGAAGAAGGCACUUACGGGGUGGUGUACAGAGCGAAGGACAAGAAAACAGAUGAAAUCGUGGCUCUGAAGCGGCUAAAGAUGGAGAAAGAGAAGGAAGGCUUCCCGAUCACAUCGCUGAGGGAGAUCAACACCAUUCUCAAGGCGCAGCAUCCCAACAUCGUCACCGUCAGGGAAAUCGUCGUGGGCAGCAACAUGGACAAGAUCUACAUCGUGAUGAACUACGUGGAGCACGACCUCAAGAGCCUCAUGGAGACCAUGAAGCAGCCCUUCCUGCCGGGAGAGGUGAAGACCCUGAUGAUCCAGCUGCUGCGUGGAGUGAAGCACCUGCACGACAACUGGAUCCUGCACCGAGACCUCAAGACGUCCAACCUGCUGCUGAGCCAUGCCGGCAUCCUCAAGGUGGGGGACUUCGGGCUGGCGCGGGAGUAUGGGUCCCCUCUGAAGGCCUACACCCCAGUGGUCGUGACCUUGUGGUACCGUGCCCCCGAGCUGCUGCUCGGCGCCAAGGAGUACUCCACGGCCGUGGACAUGUGGUCGGUGGGCUGCAUCUUUGGGGAGCUGCUGACUCAGAAGCCGCUGUUCCCUGGGAAGUCGGAAAUCGAUCAGAUCAACAAAGUGUUCAAGGACCUGGGGACCCCCAGUGAGAAAAUCUGGCCCGGCUACAAUGACCUCCCCGCAGUCAAGAAGAUGACCUUCACCGAGUACCCGUAUAACAACCUCCGCAAGCGCUUCGGGGCUCUGCUCUCAGACCAGGGCUUCGACCUCAUGAACAAGUUUCUGACCUACUUCCCUGGACGGAGGGUCAGCGCAGAGGAUGGCCUCAAGCACGAGUAUUUCCGCGAGACCCCCCUCCCCAUCGACCCCUCCAUGUUCCCCACAUGGCCCGCCAAGAGCGAACAGCAGAGGGUGAAGCGGGGCACCAGCCCCCGGCCCCCAGAGGGAGGCCUGGGCUACAGCCAGCUGGGUGACGACGACCUGAAGGAGACGGGCUUCCACCUCACAACCACGAACCAGGGGGCCUCGGCCGCGGGCCCAGGCUUCAGCCUCAAGUUCUGAGGCUCAGAGCUGACCCCGGACCCACCUUGGGGAGCGCCAACCGCUGAGGCCCAGCUGGGACAGCGGCAGACACUGGAGGCGACGUCUGGGUCCAGACCCCCGUCCUGCCCUGAUCAGGUGCCGCCACUGCCACGGGGCUGCCGUGGACGCGACCUCAAGUCUAGGACUGGCUGCUGGCCUCGUGGGGUUUUCCAUGUUUUCACUUUAUCUUGGUUUGUAAAUUUGUAGAAUUAAAUCACGUUUUCCUUGC
Molecule: messenger RNA, 6952 nt
Organism: Orcinus orca (killer whale)
Lineage: Eukaryota; Metazoa; Chordata; Mammalia; Artiodactyla; Delphinidae
Product: cyclin-dependent kinase 11B
Exons: 20
Coding region: 4456-6702 (748 amino acids)
Biological process (GO): regulation of mitotic cell cycle; protein phosphorylation
Cellular component (GO): nucleus
Molecular function (GO): ATP binding; cyclin-dependent protein serine/threonine kinase activity
Source: RefSeq, a predicted model, not a curated record